Molecule: messenger RNA, 951 nt
Organism: Tetrahymena thermophila SB210
Lineage: Eukaryota; Ciliophora; Oligohymenophorea; Hymenostomatida; Tetrahymenidae
Product: immobilization antigen
Exons: 1
Source: RefSeq, a predicted model, not a curated record
AUGAAAGCAACUUCUUUGAUACUUAUUUCAUUAGCUGUAAUUGCUACAGUAAACGCUUGUACUGAUACUAACGCUACUGCUGGUGCUGGAGGUACUUGUUUCUGUAAUGCUGGUUAUUAUGGUACUUCUACCGAUGUCACUCCUUCUGGAUCUUGCACAAAAUGCCCAACUGGAACUAAUUCUGCUGCUGCCACUGCCUCAGGUACUCUUGUCAGCUCAUGCACUUGUAAUGACACUAAUGCCUCCCUUAAGGGUGAUAACUCUGGUUGCUAAUGUAAGGCUAACUUCUACGGUACACCUAACGCCGUCUCUGGUGGUGCUACUGGAUGUUCUGCAUGCCCAACUGGUACUACUUCCCCUGCUGGUACAGCUGCUGUUACUUCAUGCGCUUGCAAUGAUACUAAUGCCUCCCUUAAGGGUGAUAACUCUGGUUGCUAAUGUAAGGCUAACUUCUACGGUACACCUAACGCCGUCUCUGGUGGUGCUACUGGAUGUACUGCAUGCCCAACUGGUUCUGCCGCUGCUGCUGGUUCAACUGCUGUUACUUCAUGCGCUUGUAACGAUACUAACUCUUCCCUCAAGGCUGAUAACAGUGCUUGUGUAUGUAAGGCUAACUUCUACGGUACACCUAACGCCGUCGCUGGUGGUGCUACUGGAUGUACUGCAUGCCCAACUGGAACAACUUCUACUGCCGGUACAACUGUUAUUGGUUCAUGCGCUUGUCCAGACACUAACGCUUCUCUUAACACUGCUACUCCUCCUGUUUGCUAAUGUAAUGCUAAUUUCUAUGGUACCCCUACCUCUUCUGGUGCCAGUGGAUGUACUGCAUGUCCUUCUGGAUAAACUGCCCCAGCUGGUUCUGCUACUAAUGUUUGCAAAGCUGCUUCAACAUCUUCCACUUACAUUUUACCCAUAGUUUCUUUGCUUUUCUCUUUAGUUAUGCUUAUUUGA